CCUUCCUGGGCGCCGCCGCAAGCCGCGCCAUGCUUGCCCUCCGAAGCCGCCUGACCAGAGCGCUGACCGCGCGGAGGCUCGCGCCUCAGGUGUGCUCAUCUUUUGCUACGGGCCCCAGACAGACUGAUGGAACAUUCUAUGAGUUUCGUACCUAUUAUCUUAAACCUUCAAAGAUGAAUGAGUUCUUGGAAAAUUUUAAGAAAAACGUUCAUCUUCGGACAGCUCACUCUGAACUGAUUGGAUAUUGGAGUGUAGAAUUUGGAGGCAGAAUGAACACAGUAUUUCAUAUUUGGAAAUAUGAUAAUUUUGCUCAUCGAGCUGCAGUUAGGAAAGCAUUGGCCAAAGAUAAGGUAUGGCAAGAACAGUUCCUCAUUCCAAAUUUGGCUCUUAUUGAUAAACAAGAGAGUGAGAUUGCUUACCUGGUACCAUGGUGCAAAAUAGAAAAACCUCCAAAAAAUGGAAUCUAUGAACUGGUUACUUUUCAGAUGAAACCUGGUGGCCCAGCUCUGUGGGGUGAUGCAUUUAAAAGGGUAAUACAUACCCAUAUCAAUCAAGGCUAUUCAAAACUAAUUGGUGUUUUCCAUGCAGAAUAUGGAGCACUCAACAGAGUUCAUGUUCUUUGGUGGAAUGAGUGUGCAGAUACUCGCGCAGCUGGGAGACAUCUAGCUCACGAGGAUCCCAGAGUUGUGGCUGCUGCUCGGGAAAGUGUCGAGUACCUAGACACUCAGCAAAAUGUGCUUCUGAUCCCUACAUCAUUUUCACCAUUGAAAUAG
This is a messenger RNA of Castor canadensis (American beaver), 773 nucleotides long. RefSeq names its product protein NipSnap homolog 3A-like. Gene Ontology annotation, cellular component: mitochondrion. Lineage: Eukaryota; Metazoa; Chordata; Mammalia; Rodentia; Castoridae. The record is from RefSeq and is a predicted model, not a curated record.